UUCAUUCCACUUCCAGCUCUAGAGCAGUGACAGUGGCAUAUGCCUGGCACUUACUAAACAGAGAAUUAGCCACUAGUAUUGUACUAACAAAUUAUGGGCACUAAAGUGAAAAAUACAGAAACACCAUUGUCUUUGGGAGAGUUUCACAUCUCUGAGGAUUAUGGGUUUAUUCUUCCUGACCCUCUGACAGACCUGCCGGUGUACUACAAGCCCUGGAUGGACAUUGCCAGAAAUGUGCCAGAACUCAUCUCCUCUCAUUCCUUGCGCCUCAGAAUUCAUGAUAUGCCUCUAUUGGAGACUCAUUUGUUGCAGACUCAUCGUGAGCUGCGUUUGGCCCAUCUGGCUUUGUGUAUAAUGACUUCAGGUUAUGUGUGGCAGGAGGGCGAUAAAGAAACAGUAAAAGUGCUUCCAAGGAGUCUGUCUGUGCCAUUCUGUGAGGUGUCUCAGAGACUGGGUUUGCCACCAAUUCUCAUCAAUGCUGACACUGUCCUCGCCAACUGGAAGAAAAGAGAUCCAGAUGGACCUUUUUCCAUGGAUAACUUGGAUUUGUUGCUGACAUUGCCUGGUGGGGAAAGUGUAAGAGGAUUUUUUCUGGUGACACUGCUGGUGGAGUUCUCAGCUGUUCCCGGCCUGAAGUCUAUCAUUGAUGUCAUCAACGGCGUCCAUGAUAAUGAUGUUGCUGUGGUCAUCAAAGCUCUGGAUGUUGUCAGUCAGGCCUUAGACAGCAUGAAACAGGCCCUUAAAUUAAUGCAUGAAUAUGUCGAUCCCUCCAUAUUCUAUGGCAUUAUGAGGAUCUAUCUGUCUGGAUGGAAAGAUAACCCAUUAAUGCCAGAAGGUCUUGUGUACGAGGGAGUUCAAGAGAAACCAAUGGAGUUUUCAGGAAACAGUGCUGCUCAGAGUAGUCUGCUGCAUUCCUUCGAUGAGCUGCUGGGAGUCCAACAUGAAGGCAGCAGCGGGGCCUUCCUGACAAGAAUGAGAGACUACAUGCCGCCCUCUCAUAAGCAGUUCAUUGAACACAUCUCUAGCCGCCUGUCUCUGCGUAGCUUUGUGCUCCAGCAAGCGGAUGAGCAUCUAACACAGUCAUUUGAGCAGUGUGUGGCUCGCUUGGUGGAAUUUCGGAAUUUGCACAUCAACAUUGUCACCCGUUACAUCACUAUCCCGGCCUCCCGUGCCAAACAGCUCUGUGCCAAAAAUCAGGAUUUGACAGAGGAGCUGGAUGAGAUCAGAAAAGCACCCACAGCACUGGAGGAAAAAGGUACUGGAGGGUCAGGGAUUAUGACCUUUCUGAAGACAGUGCGUGACGAAACCAAAGGCACUUCCAUCUCGCAGUGUACUACUGGGAACCAAGUUUUGCCAGACCCAUCAAUGACAGAAAUACAAAAGGCUGCAUCUGAGCUCACAAUAGAAUGAUUAUAGCACCAAAGUAUUAUGACCAAAAUAAUUCAUGCGCUACGGUAAAAGUGUUUUUUUUGGGGGGAGGGUGGGGGGGGUCAUAACAUAAUUUUGGGUGAGAUUGCACAUACAGACAGCAGUACAUUCACUGUAUAACACAAACACCACACACACACAAACUACCUUUUCACUUACUUAGCAAGGACUUAUGUUUCCUCUGAUUUUUUUAAAGACUAAGUCUAAGGGCCUAAUCUGGGUUUAAAAGUAAGCGCUGUCUGAUUAAACAAUCCAGAUUUGAUACACAUGGAGAAUUUAAGCACAAAACAUGACACUGUAACAAAUUAUAACUCUGUUGGUUGUUUCAUUGCAAAACUCCAACACAAAACCAAAGGCUUCUUAAAACAUGAAUUCCUCAGAUUGUCUAAUGUCUGUGUGCAUAUUUAUAACAUGACAAACAAUCCAAACAAUCCUGAUUUAAAUGAUUGUUCAAGGCUAAAUCUAAAUUUAAGUCAUUUGAAGUCAACAUGAAUUGUUUGUAACCCAUUUUACUCAAUAAAUUUGAUAUACAGA
This is a messenger RNA of Labeo rohita (rohu), 1962 nucleotides long. Its product is annotated as indoleamine 2,3-dioxygenase 2. The transcript has 10 exons. Gene Ontology annotation, molecular function: metal ion binding; indoleamine 2,3-dioxygenase activity; heme binding. Gene Ontology annotation, cellular component: cytoplasm. Bases 94 to 1410 code for a protein of 438 amino acids. NCBI's taxonomy places the organism in Eukaryota, Metazoa, Chordata, Actinopteri, Cypriniformes, Cyprinidae. The record is from RefSeq and is a predicted model, not a curated record. Gene Ontology annotation, biological process: 'de novo' NAD+ biosynthetic process from L-tryptophan.